CAUUGCAGCUUUUCAUGACGCGGGAAAAGUGUAAACAAACCAAUGUUUACAAAGCCUCAGCUGUAAUGUCCCUCCGCUUAUUUGAAGUUCGGAGCCAACUGCUGAGAACAUGGCAGUAACAACCAGUGUCAAAAGCUUCUUGAAGACCAAGCACAUAGCGGUGCCAGAUGAGUGGAUUGCAGCCUGUGUCGAGUGGGUGCAGGCGGAGAAUCCAGGACUUAAUGGCGACGAGGAGGGCCCUUGGGCGGAAUUCACAAAAGGUCUAAGACAGUUCUUUACGAUUUUGCCACUUCUCGAGGAUGAUACUGGUAAUAGAACAAACAUUUACAUUGUGAUAGAUUCUAUGAAGUUGGUUGUCAUUGUGAAGACCUUUCAUGAAUACCACCCCUGGAUGUUGGUCAUGGUCUUGGUCCAGGGGACCUCUAGACCUAGGGGGCUACACUUCAUUGCUAAAUGCAUAUGGAGCCACCUGGGUUUCCAGAGACUCCAGAGAAUAACAAAAUUGAAGAAGCCUGACAAGCGCCCACCACACUUUACAGCACUUCAGUACCACUUACUGAAUGGACUGCAGUCGCCUGUGAGGAUGGUUGGAGUUCAAUUUUCUCUGGGCUUCAGUGCAAGGUUCGUCAGGUUUCUGAGUGCUGCGAAACUACCAGAGAUAACCUCAGCAAACCCCUUUGCAUACUCCCUCUCCCUCAACCUCCACAUGAAACACCCUAAGGUGAUCAUUAGACCAACAGGGAGUUUUGGAGUGGCCUCAGAGAAGUGCUUGUACCAGGAGGCAGAAGCCCUUAAUUUCAAGGACCUUGCAAAGUCCCAGAAAAGGAGGCUAUUCUUGCUGCUAGAUAUCGUACAGAAGUCACCCAGAACAAUCAACUUCAGUUCCUUCGACAGCAGUGGCAACUGCUUAUCCUAUCACAAAGAGUGGACGUUCCAAGCCAUCAGUCUGAUGGCCCACUUGAGGUUUAGCCUUAACCAGUCACUCUGGUGGCCAAAAGGAAGCAUUGCAGAAGUCUUGAUGAUGGAGAAGCUAUGUUACAUCUGUACCAGCUAUGAGCUGGCAGGGGAGACUUAUACACAGCUGCUCCCUUUUCAUACCAAACUAGCAAGUGGUGGCAGCUUUCCACCUGCAUGGGAACCUAAGCCAUCGAGAAUGCUCAUGAUGCAGUUGACGGAUGGCACAAGUGUUGUACAGGGGAUGGAGUACCGAGUGAUUCCAGCACUGAACCAUAACCUGAAACCUGGUACAAAGGUUCUCAUUUCGGGAAACAUUACCUCAAGGCACGGGGUACUUCUUCUCACCCGUGAGAACUUGACUGUGUUAGGUGGAGAGGUAGAGUCCUUACUCGUAGCAAAUGCUCUGGAAAAUAUUCUUGCUCGAAAGCUAGGCAUGGAAGAGACGCAACAGCCACAACAGUUUGAGGAUAUAGCCCCCACCCAAAUUCCUCCAAGCCAAGCCUCUCAGUACUAUCCAUCGCAGCUAAAUCCUACAGUAAACCGGUCCCAAAACAACAGGGUUGGAGGACUUCAAACAGCCAACAGGUCACAGAAUAAUGUUACAUCUGUACCAGCAAAUGACUUAGAUGACCUGGGUGAUGAUGAUUUUCUUGAUGCUGAGUUUGAGGCAGCCCUAAGUCAGAUAGAGAGCCAGGCGUCAUCUUUAGGUAGUCAGAAUGGACAUAUGAGGACUAACGGUAAUAAUCAAAGAGAUGUUGGGCAUAACAGAAACAGUGGUAAUGCAAGAACAACGAAUGGUCAGGCUGGAAAUAGAAACUCAGGUGUUGAUGAAGACUUUGAGAUGGAUGUUGAUGAUUCCUUCUUCAAUGAUGAUUUUGACGAAGAGGUUGUCCUGGCAUCUGGGAGACAGGCACAGCAGCAGUCUACAGCAAAAGCAUCCUCUAGUGGGUCUUCUCAGCAAAGAAACUCAUUUCAGUCAGCUUCUUCAAACCCUUUUACUGGCACAUCAUCCAGAAGCUCUAGUUCACAAAUAAGACCAAGUUUAAGUCAGGCUGCUAGAGCAAAAAUCACCAAACCUCCAGCAAAACAGUCGAGUCUCAAGAACUUUCUUACUAGACCUGAAGAAUCAGAAAAGGUUACCGGAAGAUCUAACUCACCUACUGUGUACACUAUAGAUGAUGAUGAUUUUAUGGAUGAUAUUUCCCUAGAUGAUGAUUCCAUGAGCUCCUCUCUAUCUAAAACUUCUGCAAACCAGUCUUCAGCAUUAAAAUUGAAAAAUGCUUCAUCAGGCAAGAGUAAAGAAUUCAAAACUCCAGGAGCUCCAGUUAGCAAAAAGCAAGAACACAGAAGUGUAGCUGACACCAUUAAACAGGAGCCACCUUUCAGCUACUUGUGCUUCUUGCCAGAAAGUCCUGCAGUGACAAAGGAAAUUGUUGUAAAGGGUUUCAUCAUGACCUUGACUUCACGUCUGGAACAAGUGGAAGGCAAGUGGAAGCUGACCGUCAUCAUCAACGACGGAACAGCUUCAUGUGAAGUGGAUAUUGAGGACCAGAUCCUGCAAAACCUUAUUGGUAUGAGCACAGAAGAAAUGAACGUGAAGAAAGUUGAAGCAAGAACCAACCCAGCCCUGAAAGCACAGUUGGCUAAGGCAGUCAGUGGUUGUCAGCGUCAGCUGAUCUCACUCUGUAGUCUUCUUCACAUUAGAGUGUCCCCAGGUUCAUCAAGGCCCAAGCUAAUGGCCAUCAAUCCUGUUGAAAAUGCAAUGGUACAGCAAUUAACACAGAGGAUAUAUAUGUUUUCUCAGAAAUAAGUGUGUACAUCUUUAUUAUAAAUUCAAAUAUUUCCUUGAACUCAACUUAUAUGAAGAAUUAAAAAUAUUAGAAUGUAUAUGUAUAGUUAUUUGAUAUACUUCAGAGUAGAAUAUAUUUUACACUGUGCAUGUGCAUAUACUUUUCCUUGUCAUUUUUUUUCCAAGCAACCUUCUGAAAAUUAAUGUCAAUAUUUGUAUUUCCAAGUAAAUACACUGGAAGAAUGAUU
This is a messenger RNA of Penaeus chinensis, 2994 nucleotides long. RefSeq names its product recQ-mediated genome instability protein 1-like. NCBI's taxonomy places the organism in Eukaryota, Metazoa, Arthropoda, Malacostraca, Decapoda, Penaeidae. The record is from RefSeq and is a predicted model, not a curated record. Gene Ontology annotation, biological process: double-strand break repair via homologous recombination; resolution of meiotic recombination intermediates. Bases 110 to 2767 code for a protein of 885 amino acids. Gene Ontology annotation, molecular function: nucleotide binding. The transcript has 17 exons. Gene Ontology annotation, cellular component: RecQ family helicase-topoisomerase III complex; nuclear body.